Rhodofomes roseus is the source of this 3186-nucleotide messenger RNA. RefSeq names its product Dbl domain-containing protein. The record is from RefSeq and is a predicted model, not a curated record. The transcript is spliced from 5 exons. Lineage: Eukaryota; Fungi; Basidiomycota; Agaricomycetes; Polyporales; Fomitopsidaceae. Gene Ontology annotation, molecular function: guanyl-nucleotide exchange factor activity. Gene Ontology annotation, biological process: positive regulation of Rho protein signal transduction. The coding region runs from base 1 to 3186 and encodes 1061 amino acids.
AUGAAGGCCUUCUUCAACCGCAUCGGCCUCACCAAGGAGAAGGACAGAGACAGGACCGACGUUCUCAGAGAAAAGAUACCCCAGCUCCCUCCGCUUCCCGACUGGCCGCCCCAGCGCUCAGCGGCAACUCCUACAGACCCCUCCAAACCUCUGCCUGAGCUUUCUGACCGCACCCUCCCCCCGCCGCCGGACGAGCACGAUCUAUCCACGUCAACCGAGUCCUCGGCGACACCAACCCCGAUCGCUGCCAUGAACUCGUUGCCCCCUGCAGAUCCUCCGCUCGAGGAUAUCUCGAACCUCCCAAGGAAGCACGAGUCAGUAGGCUCCUCGAAAACGGUGCGGCAGGAGCCUGACUCAGCAGGACGCAGCUCGCGCAAGACGACGAAUGGCAGCAUGAGCAAUGGUACCUCCAGCGACAUCCAGAAGAAGGUCGCUUUUCUCUCUCCUCCACCGACACCGGGACCAACAUUGGGUGCACUACCCGAGACAGACUCGUCGAGUGCUGGACCCGCAAAGUCGUCCGUGUCGCGUUUCCAGGCUGCUCACGCCAAAGAUACGCGCGGGUCGACGUCGACAGCUGCGUCCUCGAAGACUGAUGUUGCAUCAACCGCUCGAUCGACUAGGCAAGCGUCUACACGCACGGCACCGUCUCCAUUUACCGCCAAGAGCUAUAACGACGGCGCGUCUAUCCACCAGUCGCUGCGGUCAGGGACUCCGUAUUCCCAGACGACAAAUGCCAGCAGUCGGAUACUGUUGGCGCAGUCAUGGAGCGAGGUUGCGGAGGAGGACCUUGUAUCGAACAUCGGGCAGCGUGAGCGCACGCGACAGGAGGUGCUUUGGGAGAUUGUUGCAAGCGAGGAACGCUAUGUGAAUGAAUUGUUAAAGUUGAAAGAAACCUUCAUUGAUCCCCUCCUUCACCCUUAUUCUGCUACUUCCCCAAUCGCGUCGCCCACACCUCUCGAUUAUGAGGACUACCCGCGUUCGGAUACGCCUCGAGAAUCACUCGAGCACCUCCCCAUCGCAGCUCGAUUCCUCUCACCAAUCGGCUUCCUGUCUGACUCCCCAUCGCCUCAGGCCAAUACCACACCUCCACGAAAGGACGAUGGGCAUCCAAACAUCGACGGUGAGUCGAUGAACUCGGACGAGGAAGGAGAGGCAGACGACCGGAUGGGCGCAACAUACACGUCGCGAGGGAAGAACACUUCGGCCAUGAGCCAGGCAGCGAAGCACAACCACCCCCGAUCGCCGUACAACUCGCACUCGCGGGCAACAGGUGGUAAGUUUGGCACGACCGUACCCUUCCCCUCGCGCUCCCACCAAUCACUCCCACCACCCCCACGAGGUAUGAACCUGACAGCCUCGACGCAAUCGUUGGGCCGGCAGUCGAUGAUCGGUGAACGCGAUCGAGAGUACGCGGGGGAGCCCAGCGCACAUUCUACUAGAGCUCCGACGACCAACUCUGGGGCCAACGUGCUGCGCAAGUUUAAGCGCAGCCAGAGUACGGUGACGGAGGCUGUGACAAAUGGAGCGGUGCCUGCGCGAGAGUUGCCGGAGGACCUUCGCAAAUGUCUGGAGGUUAUCGAAGGCGGUAUCCUGGAUGGGCAUAUGAAACUCAGCGAGAACCUCAGGAAGAGGUACGAGGAGCAGUACCCACUGGUCCGGUCACUAGCGGACGUCUUCGUGAGCAACUCGCAUAUCCUUCACGGGUAUGCGACAUAUGUCCUCCACCUCGAGCGGGCACUCGAGCAGGUCGACAAUGCUCUUUCCACAGCAAGCGCGAGCAAGAAGCCGAAGAAGCAGGAUGCCGACCAAUGGGUGAAGGUUUGCCAGUGCUUGCAGCGACUGGAGCUGAACUCGUCGGACAAGGGCGAGACAGGGCUUGCCAUCUCCCUCUCCAAGCCGUUUCAACGACUGCUCAAGUACCCGCUGCUUUUCCAGAACCUACUAUACCACACAGACCCGAGUACCUUCGAGUACGAGAGCACGCUUGGUAUGGUAGCGGAGGUGGAGAUGAUCGUCCGGAGCAUUGAGGACGAGAAGAUCCAGAAGGAGGAGCGCGACAAGACGAGAGACGUCUUCGCGCGUAUUGAAGGCUUGGACAAAGUCAAGCAGCUCAUGGUGCCGAAGCCGUCGCGGGUGCUCAUGGAAGAGAGGCCAGUCGGCGGCCUCAAUCCCGCGGCGGACGUUAAACCAUCCUCAUCACCGCCAACUUCAGGGAACGGGAAGAAUGUCAGAGGCAAGACGUCGUUCAAACGUCUCAGUGACGUUCUUCAGUCCGGAAGUGGAGGUGUGGGAGGCAAGAAGGACCAGUGGCUCGUUGUUUUCAAUGAUGUCGUGCUCCGGUGUCAGCGUACGGGCACGACUUGCCUGCCAUUAGGAGCUUCGACGAACUCCAGGACGAAUUCUCUGCCAGAGCUGCAGGGCAAGGCGAAGUACGCUACCACAGGGCGGCGGAACGCGCAUACGAAGCCUCGGAAUCUCUACAAGUUCCUCAAGAUUGAGACUUGGGCAAUAGGAGAUGUCGUGCAGCCGAGAGAAGGUGUCGUGUCGAUGGAGGAUGUCGCUCGUUCCCGGGCACAAGUACAUUCAGGCGUACAACCGCGCCUUGUACCGAUGCCAGACGAUGACGAUGAUCCCGCGAACGAUUCCGACGACUCUGAUCGGAAAAGCAAGAUGAGUUUCUCCUACUGGGGCGCCGACAAGGUCACCGUACAGAAGCCCAUCAAGCCGAAGCAGUUGGCAAUAAACGCUGCACGGCGAGGCGCGGCGGGCUCACCAACCGCAUACGGUCGCGAGUCGUCAGCGAAUGCGAAGUUCGGUACGCGCUUGGUCGCUGCAGAUUCACCAAGCGGCGGUGCACGUCCAGCGAGCCGCAGGACGCAAGUUACACCCGCUGGUGGCCGGCGGCAGCCUCAUUCCGAGGAGGACCAUUCGGUCAAGGCGACUGUCACGAAGGCCACCGUCACGAGAGACCGCCCAGCUUGGGACGGGAGCACGCGUGCGACGACCACGACACCCGUGCCGAAGCGUUCUCGCAACACGUCGCAGACAAGUGCAGCCACGCGGACGACAACCGCGGCUGCGCCGAAGCAGCUGUCCUCGCCCGCACCGUCGGAGGACUCCGGCGUAGGCCUAUACCGCCAGAUCAUCACGCAGAACCCUUCUCUCAAUGCUCUGAACGCUUAG